Toxorhynchites rutilus septentrionalis is the source of this 2856-nucleotide messenger RNA. RefSeq lists its product as uncharacterized. The transcript is spliced from 4 exons. Lineage: Eukaryota; Metazoa; Arthropoda; Insecta; Diptera; Culicidae. The record is from RefSeq and is a predicted model, not a curated record. Bases 1 to 2856 code for a protein of 951 amino acids.
AUGUCCGGCAGACCAAGAAUGCUGGAAAUGUUCAACGAGCAGUUCCCACGAUUUGCCGGCCAACUAGAUCGGAAUAAGCUCUACACACGGAGACGAGCGAUUUUGUCACACAACAUGCUGUCCCCGGCUGAAAUAGAGGCCAUCAAGUUGGAAGUGCAACGAGAACUGCGUAGAGAGAGUGGAAGAUCGAGCGAUAUGUCGAGAAGGAGCUCUGCUAGGCUGAGUGUAUCGUUCGCUAGUGAAAGGCGCGAAUCUAUUGCACCACCACCGGAUCCAGUGGAUGAGCCUAGAGGACAAGAGCCGGCAGAGGAUCAACAACGAGGUCAACUAAAGAACGAAUUGGCACAUGGAUGCAGCAGUGACCCAUUGCAGUAUUCCCACCGAAUGACGAGUGCCGUCCAAGUACUCGACCAGGAAGUUCUACCUGUGUACCUGGAAGUGGUAGAGAAUCUAGAGGAGCUGCAAUUUAUCGUUUAUUGUGGAACUGUAGCUGUUGUACGGACGUUAGGAAUGCGCACCUUUCACCAAGACGAUAGACAGAACCGCGUACUCUCCAAAAAAACGAAACCUGCUUGGAUGAGACGCCUGGAAGGUCGUAUCCAAACGCUCCGAGUAAAAAUCGGUCGACUAACGCAGUACAAGAGGGGAAGUCGAUCGCGAAAGCUGAUUCGUGGAGUUGCUGAAAUUGUGAAGCCGGCAGAGCUCUCUGAUCAUAAUGAAAACCGCAUCAUUGAGAUCCUCGACACCCAUGUACAACGGUUGAGUGCUCUAUCAAAAAGGUUAAGACGUUAUACGGAAUGUACGAAAAGGCAUGCGGAUAAUCGUAUGUUCAGUAUGAACGAAAGGGAGUUCUACAGCCGCAUAAAAAAGAAACGCAAUAAUUACGAUGGUGGUCUUCCUGAGAUUGACGAAGUUACCCAGUUUUGGUCAGGCUUAUGGGAGAACCCUAUUCAACACCGAAGUAACAGGAUGUGGCUGGCAGAAGAAGAGGAAUAUGGAAACGGACUUGAAGCAAUGCCUGCCGUUAUGGUAACCGCCCAUGAUAUCAACGAAGCCAUUCGAUAUUCCAGGAAUUGGGCUGCGCCAGGACCAGAUUUCGUGCACAAUUUCUGGUACAAAAAGUUUUCUUCAACUCAUGGGCGAAUGGCAGAGUGCUUCAAUAAGGUAUUAGAAAAGCCCCAAACAACACCGGAGUUCGCGGCCAGGGGAAUUACUCAUCUGAUGCCAAAGGAUCAAAACACAGCGAAUGCGGCGAAGUACAGGCCAAUAACAUGUCUAACGAGCCUGUACAAGCUACUUACGUCGAACACGCGGGGCUGCAAAGAUCAAGUCGUUAUCGAUGCAGUCAUCGUCGGACAAGCAAGCCGAAACAGAAGGAACAUGAGUAUGGCGUACAUUGACUAUAAAAACGCAUACGACUCACUACCGCAUACGUACCUGAUAAAGGUACUAAAAAUGUACAAGAUACAUGAUGGCGUCAUCAGGUUUAUGGAACACGCAAUGGUAAACUGGAGCACCUCGCUUAGUAUCACCGACGGAACAACUAUGUUGAGAUCCAGAACUCUCAAUAUUCGCAGGGGAAUAUUCCAAGGUGACACAUUCAGUCCUUUGUGGUUUUGCCUUGCGAUGAACCCCUUGAGCAGAGCACUCAACCGAAGCAGCCAUGGCUACCAUAUCAACAGAACAACGACAAUAAACCAUACCUUCUAUAUGGACGACUUGAAACUGUUUGCGGAAUCAACAGAAGCGCUACAUAGUCUUCUACAGUGUGUUAGCGACUUUAGUUCCGAUGUGCGGAUGGAACUCGGAAUCGAAAAGUGUAAGGCAGUACAGCUCCACCGUGGACAAUUGGUGGAGACUGAAGGAUUCCGCAUUAACGAGAGUGAAGUGAUUCAAGAUUUGGUGGAAGGCGAAUCCUAUAAGUACCUGGGAUUUCUGCAACUGAAAGAGAUUUGUCACACAAAAAUCAAGAAGGAACUCCAGGAACAAUUCUUGAUAAGAAUCAACCAGGUUUUGAGAACAAACCUCUGCGGCGGCAAAAAGAUCAAAGCCGUCAACACGUUUGCCGUUCCCUCACUUACGUACAGUUUCGGAGUGCUGAAGUGGACAAUAACCGAAUUAGAAGCCAUUGAAAGAACGAUGAGAGUAACGUUCACUAAGCACCGCAUGCACCAUCCAAAGUCGUCCAUAGAAAGAUUCACCUUGCCACGUGUUGAAGGUGGAAGAGGUGUCAUUGACAUCAAAGCGCUUUGCGUUUCCCAGAUCCAGCAGUUGCGGGGAUACUUCGAAGAAAGUCAGACCCGUCACGAUAUCCAUCGCGCUGUUUGUGAAGCAGACCGUGGAUUCAGUGCCCUGCAUUUGGCGCAGAAGCAGUACGAGCUAAGUUGCAAUUUGCAGACUACUGAAGAAAAAAUAACGUCGUGGAAGCAAAGAGAACUUCAUGGGACGCACCCCCAUCGUUUAGAGCAAGCGCCAAUCAACAAAAAAUUAUCGAACACGUGGCUGGUGCGAGGUGAACUCUUUCCUGAGACAGAAGGGUUUAUGGUAGCCAUCCAGGACCGGAUAAUAGCGACCAAAAACUACGGAAGUACAUCUUGCACGAAAACGUUGUCGACUGUUGCAGAUAAAGUAGGAGAGACGAUUGAACACGUCAUAGCCGGCUGUGGAGCGCUAGCCGAAUCAGCUUAUCUCAAUCGUCACAACUCGGUUGCCAAGAUUGUUCAUCAACAGCUAGCAUCAAAACGCAUCUUGUCUUUGGAGGAGCUGCAAGUAACAGAGCAGCUUGCGGUUAUGCAGAAAGCGGUGAUUCUUGGAACAUGUAACAUAGUGCGACGGUUCCUGAAUCACCACAAUUAG